UUAAAUUGUUUUUCCCCGUCCCGUCAAAACGUCAAAAGUGUCAAAUACGUGUUCUUCAACAGAGGCUAGAUUUGAACUUAAACAUAACGUUAACAUUUCUAUAAGUAUUUGAAUUGAACUUUUAUUCAGUUAAACAGAAUGUAUUUAUACAGUUUUUCACUUAUAGUUUUGAACGUACUUGUGCUCAUUAUUAGUGCACAAAAGGUGCCUCCAGGAGUACCGCCACAGCGUUAUCAGCAACCUCCCCCUCCACAAUACCAACCGCAAGUGCCUCAACAACAAUACCAACAACACCAAGUGCCUCAACAACAAUAUCAACAGCCCCCACCACAACAACAACAAUAUCAACAACCUCCUCCACAACAGUAUCAGCAACAACAACAAUAUCAACAGGUGCCCCAACAGGUCCCUGUACCCCAACAAAAUGUACCAGUACAGCAACAGCAACAUCACGAUCAUCACCAUAACCAUGAUCAACCUCAACAACUUUUAAAUGCUGCUAAUGUUGUCCAAGAAAAGGACCAUAUAGCUGAACAUAUGGACGUACCAAUUGAUACAAGUAAAAUGAGCGAACAAGAAUUACAAUUCCACUACUUCAAGAUGCAUGAUGCUGACAAUAAUAACAAAUUGGAUGGUUGCGAAUUAAUCAAAUCCCUUAUACAUUGGCACGAGCAAGGCAACAAAGAAAAAACUAACGAAGAGAUGAGAAUCUUCCCUGACGACGAACUGACUAAUCUCAUCGAUCCUAUUCUAAACGUGGACGAUGCUAACAAAGAUGGUUAUAUUGACUAUCCAGAAUUCAUUAGAGCUCAGCAAAAAGCGACAGGAAAACCCCAGGUUUAAUAUGGUGACGACUCGGCGAAAAGUCUAUCUGACGAGGCUAUAUCUGAUUAUGUCGAUGAAUUCCUAACUCGCAUAGAUCCCGACAAUGACGGAUACAUCAGUUAUGUAGAAUAUCGAAAGUAUGUAGACACUGUUAAAACACAGUAAUGGAAAUUUAAAUUGUUAUGGGUUUGAACUGAAAUUUCAUGGAAUUUUAUUUAGGGCAGGUUGGGGUAGAUUUGGACAUUAUUUUUCAGUAUAGGAAUAUUUUUAAGACAUAAUAUUUUAUGACAAAAUGCACAAAUCAAUAGUUGUAUCUGUUGUUUUUGAAUAGUCAUCGACAAAACUAUGAAUAACCUACGCAAACAUAGAAAAAAGCAGAUAAUACAAAGGAACAGGACCUAGUUUGUCUUUAUAAAAUGAAUAAACAAACAAGAAAUUCCAGCCCUAGUAUCAAGUUCUACUUGAGUUGGCACAGUCUUCACUAAAGCAGGUACACCUAUUGGCCCUAUAGAAUUUAUUUCUGGCAAAUCUAAACUAAACACUAAAGAAUAUUCUGCAUUUUCUAAUAAAUGAUUUUUCUCCACUUUUGCAGGCUCCCAUUAUGUGACCUUUUUUACCACACUUUUUACAAGUAAAUUGUUUAUAUUUACACUCACUGAAGAUAUAAUUUGUUUUAUUGCAUUAAUUACACUUUAUCCUCUGACUUCUCUUCUGAUUCUCCACUAUUUCUUUUCUUUUCCACUAGGGGUUCCACUUUGUUACCUUGUUCCCUUAAUGCUGUUUCCAUAUUCAAAGCAAUUCCCAGAAAAUCUUGGAAACUUUUUGAAGGCUUUCUUUGCAAAGUUUAUCUAUAUCUACAAACUUAUCUUUGACUUUGACCCUGUAUAACAAUUUGUCCUCAAAAUAGCAUUUUUUUAAGGUUUUUAACUUUCAGAUACCAAUCAUUGACAAGAUUCAUUAAUUUUGCCUUGUCCUUGUCUUAGCAUGUCAAAAAUUACCCUCCUUCGAUACACUGACAACCUAAGCUUAAAAUGAGUGCUCAAAAGAUUCAUUGUGGUUGCCAAAAAUUUGGCUGUUAUGCUAGAAAAAUAUUUAGACUCUUAUGAACACUAAGCGCAAAUUAAGAUAUCUACAGUGACGUGGUACAUACACACUUGGAUCUGUACGCCCUGAGACCCAACCAAACUCACGUCCAAAUCUGCCCUACCAUAGCCUACUUUAAAAUAUUGUUAUAUUUUUCGUUAUUUUACCGUAUCUUUAUCGUAUUUUAUGUUUUUGCUACUUUUAAAUUUUAGGUUAGAAUAAAUAUUAAAUUUUUAUCAUUCCAAACUGAAGAUAAUCUACUUUGCAGGGUUUUCAUGUAUGAAUGUAUUUAUUGUUCUCAAAUGUAACUGAUGAUGAAAUAUUUAUUCUGAAAUAUGUGUGUAAACAAUCUUAUUUUCAAUAAAAAUUUCUCCAUCUACUUAACGCACCUCGUGUGAUAUACAUAUUAUUAUGUAGUACACUUAUUUGGAUUAUGGUACUUGCUAUUAUGUAAUACUAUUGUACAUUUUUUGCAGCUUUUCAGUUCAGCAUUAAAAUGAUCUGCCACUGUUGUAAAUUUAUCAUUUUUUGUAUUCAGAAUUGCAGUAUGACAGAAUUCUUUUUUAAUUUCGUGAUAUUUGUGAACUAAACUGUUAUAAAAGGGUAAUAUGUUUUGUAUAUAUUUGAUUGGACUUUUAUACAAAUUUUGAAAAAAUGUUUUAAUUUAAA
Messenger RNA from Diabrotica virgifera virgifera (western corn rootworm), 2577 nucleotides. Its product is annotated as G-box-binding factor. The transcript is spliced from 5 exons. Gene Ontology annotation, molecular function: calcium ion binding. The record is from RefSeq and is a predicted model, not a curated record. The coding region runs from base 139 to 843 and encodes 234 amino acids. NCBI's taxonomy places the organism in Eukaryota, Metazoa, Arthropoda, Insecta, Coleoptera, Chrysomelidae.